AUGAAAAGAGAUAUUGUUAGAUCUUACAGUAAGUCGAAGAUGCCGCGACUGCGAUGGACUACCGAUCUUCAUCGCUAUUUUCUCCAUGCUGUUGAACAACUCGGUGGCGAGAAGAGAGCGACUCCUAAAAAGAUUUUGAAGUCAAUGGGUGUGAAAACACUCACACUAUCACAUGUCAAAAGUCAUCUCCAGGUGUAUAGGAACAUGAAACAUGAAGAGUCUAUACAAGCAAAAAAGAGAAUGAUACGGAAAUUGAGGUGGCGGCAAACUCAACUAUACCUUCGGAUCUAUGAACAUCUUCGAGACACAACCAAGUUUAUCCAAAGCCAACAAAGGCUACAGUACAAUAUUAAUGAAAAGAUAACCUCAAAUCGGAAAUUAAGUAACAAAACUAUGGAUGUGUCUUGCAAAUCUCUCUUUCAAUCAUCCAGAAUCCGACUAAUUGAAAUCAGAGACGAUGAUAAAGAUAAUGAUAAAAAUAAUGUUGUUAAUGUUGAUGAUGAUGUUGCUAUUACUGGUGAUGGUGCAAAUGAUCCUUUAAACUCAGAAGAUUUGAAGAAUAAAGAAAAAAUGUCCCUUGAACUUUCUCUUGGUUUCAAAUACUAA
Eutrema salsugineum is the source of this 606-nucleotide messenger RNA. Its product is annotated as putative Myb family transcription factor At1g14600. NCBI's taxonomy places the organism in Eukaryota, Viridiplantae, Streptophyta, Magnoliopsida, Brassicales, Brassicaceae. The record is from RefSeq and is a predicted model, not a curated record. The transcript is spliced from 6 exons. Bases 1 to 606 code for a protein of 201 amino acids. Gene Ontology annotation, molecular function: DNA-binding transcription factor activity; DNA binding.